This is a messenger RNA of Sinocyclocheilus grahami, 1562 nucleotides long. Its product is annotated as collagen alpha-2(V) chain-like. The annotation marks the transcript as partial. Gene Ontology annotation, molecular function: extracellular matrix structural constituent. The transcript is spliced from 4 exons. NCBI's taxonomy places the organism in Eukaryota, Metazoa, Chordata, Actinopteri, Cypriniformes, Cyprinidae. The record is from RefSeq and is a predicted model, not a curated record.
GGACCACCUGGAGAACCAGGCCCACCUGGACCCCCAGGUUCUCCUGGCCCCCCUACAGCCGCUGUGGAUGACCUUUUUGGAACAUCUUUCGACCUUGAUGUCGAAUACGAGCCAGAGGAACCUCCACCUCCCCCGCCAGAGUUCAACGAGGAUGAGGCAAGGCCUAAUAACGGAUCUGAUACAGUUCGGGUCGACAGUGAGGUUCACUUGUCUCUGAAGAUCUUGGGAAGUCAGCUGGACAGCAUGCGCAGUCCUGAUGGCACUCGCCAAUAUCCUGCCCGCACAUGUCAGGACCUGAAGCAGUGCUAUUCUCUGAAGAAGAGCGGUGAAUACUGGAUAGACCCAAAUGAGGGCAGCCCUAGAGAUGCCAUCCAAGUGUACUGUAACAUGGAAAUGGGGGAGACAUGUAUUCCUGCCAACCCUGCCAGUAUCCCACGAAAGAACUGGUGGACUUCACGCUCCAGCAUACCAAAACCAGUCUGGUUUGGAGCAAUCAUGAACCGGGGGACUAAGUUCACCUAUGGAGACAAAGAGACACCAGCUAACGCUGUAUCCGUCCAGUUGAGAUUUCUCCGUCUGCUAUCAAAGGAAGCAGCACAGACGGUCACCUAUCACUGCAAAAACAGCGUGGCCUAUAAAGAUGAGAAAAACAGCAAUCUGAAGAAGGCUUUAGUCCUAAAGGCUUCUGAUGGACAGGACAUCAAGGCAUACAGCAGCAACCGUCUGAAGUACACAGUCUUAGAGGACGGCUGCUCUAAACCCAACGAUGAAUGGGGCAAGACCGUCUUUGAGUACCGCACACAAACACUUUCACGGCUGCCCAUUGUGGACUUGGCUCCAGUGGACGUAGGUGGCAAAGAUCAGGAGUUUGGCAUUGAUAUCGGCCAUGUGUGCUUCUCAUGAAACCAGGAUAAAAGCAUCAUCAUUUGGACUUGAGCACUCUGCCAGUACAGUAUUUAUUGUCGAACACCAUCUGUAAGGGCCUUGAGGAAUGUCUGACCUUUAUUUCAUGAUUAUUCAUGAUAGUUUCCACUAGCCUGUGGUGUAUGAGUGCAUGAAAGACUAUAUGGACCUCCUAAUUUAUACUUUCUAUACCAGGUGUUAUAAAAAAUGUGUGAAAACAUUCAUUGAAAUUAACUGAAAAAGUCAUGUUUACAAAUUUGAUGGUGCCUUGCCUGUCUAAACUGUAUAUUGUUUUGAAGAUGUUGUUCACUCUUAAAUCACAAUCAUUUCAAGUGGAUUUUGAAGGUCAAGUGGAGAGAUGAGAGACGAGUUUGUUUGUGUUGUAUUAAAGUGGGAUAAUUAUUCAGGACGGCAUAUCUGCAUUCAAUUCCCCAGCAGAGCUCUUCCCAAGCCCAAAAACUACUGUUUUUUGUUGAUAGCAAACUGUUGGACAGAUGAUUCAUUUAAACUUAAUUAUUAAUGAGAACUCACACAGAAACCAAUGCUGGUCUCAUUAAAAGGCUAAUUAGCCCAUAAUACAGGACAAAGAAACAUUUUUAUCCAGCUUUUUACAGCACAUGCCCAUUUGUACUCUUAUGGGGGUCAAUUCUUUGUAAUGA